CUGCCCGGAAAAGAAAUUGGCAGGGAAGAACUCCGUGCAGAACGGCGUGCAGAAGUGCUGUGUGUGUGUGUGUACGUGUGUGUGUGUGUGUGCGCCCGCGAUGUGGAGAGGUUCAUUCACACACGGCCCAAAAGGAAAUAGGGGUGCUGCCUGGGUCGGAGAGAGAAGAAGGAAGACGACAGAAAGCGAAGCGAAGGGAAGAAGUAAAACGACAAAAAGCAUCGGAGGAAGGGCAGGAGAAGUGCCACGUGUCUGAAGGUUGAGGCGGAACGGAUAAGAAGACAAGCGGGUAGAAUCUUUUGUCGUAUCUUCUCGGGGGGUAAUUUGGAGAUAGGCAAGUAGAGAAGGGAGAAACGGCAAAACCGAUCCUACAGAAGAAGAGAAGAGGACUUUAUCGAGAGGGCAAAGGCGAGAGGGCUUGGCUGCUGAAUAGAGAUAAAUAGUCUUUUGUCCUAUCUACUCGGGGGAUAUAAUUUGUGGAUAAGCUGAUCGAAUCUUAGAGAAUAUUCUUUCUUGGGUAAGGUGGGAAGGUAGGCGGCAGGAAGAGAUACCAUGGCGCAUCGAUUACUACGAGACUUGGAGGCAGAUGGGUGGGAGAGGAGCGACUUCCCAAUCAUUUGCGAGAGUUGCUUAGGAGACAAUCCCUACGUCAGAAUGACAAAGGCGAAUUUCGACAAGGAAUGCAAGAUUUGCACUCGUCCUUUCACGGUUUUCCGCUGGCGGCCGGGAAGAGAUGCUCGCUACAAGAAGACUGAAAUCUGUCAGACGUGCUCGAAGCUAAAGAAUGUUUGCCAGGUGUGCUUGCUAGAUCUGGAGUUCGGGCUGCCAGUGCAGGUCAGAGACACGGCCAUGGGGAUCUCAAGUGAUACUAUCCCAAGGAGCGACGUGAACAGGGAGUACUUUGCGGAGCAACAGGAUAACCUGGCUCAUGCUGGUGCAGACUUUGAGUCUCUCUAUGGCAGAAGCAAGCCGAACGACCUUAUUCUUCAACUGCAGAGGACAACACCCUACUACAGGCGAAAUCGAGCACACAUUUGCAGUUUUUAUGUUCGUGGGGAAUGCACUCGUGGAGCUGAAUGUCCGUAUAGGCAUGAGAUGCCCAUAACUGGAGAGCUUUCACAGCAGAAUAUCAAAGACCGAUACUAUGGUGUGAAUGAUCCAGUGGCAAACAAGCUAUUCCGGAAAGCUGGGGAGAUGUCUCUGCUCACUCCUCCUGAAGACGACAGCAUCACUACUCUUUACAUCGGCGGUCUUGAUCAGCGAAUUUCAGAAGAAGAUUUGAAGUCCAACUUUCAGUCACAUGGCGAGAUUCAAUCCAUCAGGCUGGUUCCCAAUCGAGCUUGUGCCUUCAUCACCUACACGUCACGACAAGGUGCCGAGAAGGCAGCAGAGGCUUGCGCCAACAAGCUGGUUAUAAAAGGUUUGAGGCUGAAGCUCAUGUGGGGACGGCCACAAGUGCCAAAAUUAGAGGAAGGCAAGGGGGAAGACGACGAGGACGGAGAGGGUAGAGGGUCGAUUCUAGGCGCAGGUGGUGCCGGUAUUCUUGGCAGUGGUGCAGCUGCGUCGACAUCUGGUUCAGGCGCAAGCAGUCAGACAGGCGCGUCGUCACUCCCGAGCACGUCGCUUCCAGCUCUCACACAUGGUGGGCUAUUGCCCCGAGCGGUCAUGCCAGUACAACAGCAGCAGCCGCCGCAGCAACAGCAUCAGCCUCCGCCCCCAUCGCUUCCGCCACCUGUGAAUUACUUCAACAUCCCACCCCCACCACCACCGCUAGGUCUUCCCGGAUCGGACAAAUCGUAUUAUCCUUCGAUGGACCCACAGAGGAUGGGGGCUGUCACCCCUUCAUCGAACGGGGCAGCAGCUUCUUCGUCGGCGCCUGAAGGGGGUGGGGGUUCCGGACCGGCGGCGGCGCCGCCGCCGCCUGGCAGCGUUGUUUUCCAGCCAGCGGAUCAACAGCAGCAAGCGAACUUUGCAGGCCCGUUUUAUCCGUUUGUGCCAUUCAUGGUGUUCCCGUCAUCGGCACCCGGGUCUCAGCAACAUCAACAACAGCCGUUCAGGCCGGUGCAGCACCUUUUCCAAUCCCAUCUUCCGCCGCAGCCACUUGGUCCUGGAAACGAGUAUAUGAUGCAGGGCGGUUUGGUUCAAGGAAUGCCGGGCCCUAUGGGACCGCCACCGCCUUCCUUACCUCCGCCCCGUCUUGGAGGCAAUGGCCAGUUUCAACAAGGGAAUCAGGCACCGGGACCGCCACCGCAGCAGGUCUUCCAAAACCCAUACUGACCUCUCUCGUAAGUGUGUACACGGACAUCGUGUCCGAGAUUUUGCUGUGAGAAUGCGAUGAUCUCGAGGUGUCUAUUGAUUACGACAGAGGCCUAAGGGGAUGAGGAUGUGCAUUGGAACAGAAUCAAAAGAUAUAUCUUUCCUUUGCUGGCAUGAACCAACCCACGAAAUCGCACAAGUUCAUGGCUUGGGAAGU
Molecule: messenger RNA, 2473 nt
Organism: Chara braunii
Lineage: Eukaryota; Viridiplantae; Streptophyta; Charophyceae; Charales; Characeae
Source: the annotation of a GenBank genome assembly